GCCGAGGCCGAGGUUGCCGCCCUGAACCGUCGUAUCGUGCUUGUGGAGGAGGACCUGGACAGGACUGAGGAUCGCCUGAAGACCGUCACCGCCAAACUCGAAGAAGCAUCACAGGCCGCUGAUGCCGCCGAACGAGGACCUGAGAGGGCUGAGGAGAAGCUGAAGAUUGCCACCGAGAAGCUCGAGGAGACCACCCAUUCCGUUGAUGAGAGCGAGCGCGUGCGCAAGGUGAUGGAGAACCGCGCGAUCCAAGACGAAGAACGCGCCGGAUCGAUUGAGAGCCAGCUCAAGGAGGCCCAGCUGCUCGCCGAGGAGGCUGACCGCAAAUACGAUGAGGUUGCCCGCAAGCUGGCCAUGGUUGAGGCCGAUCUCGAGAGAGCCGAGGAGCGCGCUGAGGCCGGAGAGAACAAGAUCAUCGAGCUGGAGGAGGAGCUGCGAGUGGUGGGCAACAACCUCAAGUCGCUGGAGAUGAACGAGGAGCGAGCCCUCGAGAAGGAGCAACAGUUCCAGGAGCUCGUCGUCCAAAUUGAGGAGAAGCUCAAGGAGGCCGAGUCUCGCGCCGAGUUCGCCGAGCGCUCCGUGCAGAAGCUGCAGAAGGAGGUCGACCGGCUCGAGGACGAGCUGGUGCACGAGAAGGACAGGUACAAGAACAUCUCCGAGGAGCUCGACCAGACCUUCCAGGAGCUGUCCGGCUAU
This is a messenger RNA of Mesorhabditis spiculigera, 696 nucleotides long. Lineage: Eukaryota; Metazoa; Nematoda; Chromadorea; Rhabditida; Rhabditidae. The record is from the annotation of a GenBank genome assembly.